CCUUAAAGAACAUUUCAGUGGUUUACAAGCUGUAAAUGAAACUACCAAUAACUACAAAAUUACUUAUCGAUUGCUAGGCGAAUCAAAAUUGUCGUCACUAACCAACAACUUUAUAGGUAAUCUUUGCACUGAAUACAACCAUCUCGACAUGAUUAUUGUAAUACACUACAAUGAACGCUGGAUGCCACUCUAUACUGCAGGUUACACCUCGUCGGGGAAAGGGGGAUUUCCUUGCUUUUUUUCCUUGAUAGACGAAUGACAACACCACCACGGCCCUCUUCGUUAAUCGCAGCUGGUUACAAACGCUCUAGAAAAGUAGUUUGUAGCUAGAGAAUACUUCCUUUAUGUGCCACUGGGAGCGACGGGAGGAUGGCAGAUGACAAGGACGUGCUGCGAGAUGUUUGGUUUGGUCGGAUUCCGACCUGCUUCACACUUUACCAGGAUGAGAUCACAGAGCGAGAGGCCGAACCCUUCUAUCUCCUCCUGCCAAGGAUGAGCUACUUGACUCUGGUCACAGACAAGGUGAAAAAGCACUUCCUGAAGGUCAUGAAGGCCGAGGACAUAGAGGAGAUGUGGUUUGAUUUCGAGGGAACCUCACUCAAAUGGCACUAUCCAAUCGGAUUACUGUUUGACCUGCAUGCCUCCAACACUGCCCUGCCCUGGAGCAUCACUGUGCACUUUAAGAAUUUCCCAAAGUGUGACCUGCUCCACUGCCCCUCUAACUCUGUGAUCGAGGCCCACUUCAUGUCCAGCAUCAAGGAGGCGGAUGCCCUCAAACACAAGAGCCAGGUCAUCAACGACAUGCAGAAGAAAGACCACAAGCAGCUGUGGAUGGGCCUGCAGAACGAUAAGUUUGACCAGUUCUGGGCCAUGAACCGUAAGCUGAUGGAAUACCCCACAGAGGAGGGAGGCUUUCGCUACAUCCCCUUCAGGAUAUACCUGACGAUGAGUGACAGACCGUUCAUCCAGAAGUUGUUUCGCCCCAUCUCGCCCGACGGCCACACACACACGCUUGGGGACCUGCUGAAGGAGGUGUACCCCGUGGCUAUACCCAACGAUGACGAGUCCAAGCGUUACCAGGUGGUGAUCCAUGGGAUUGAGCCCCUGCUGGAGACCCCGUUGCAGUGGCUGAGCGAGCACCUCAGUCACCCUGAUAACUUCCUCCACAUCAGCGUCAUACCCGCGCCUAGCGACUGACACCUCUGGCAAAGUUUGGUAACACCCGGCAACUGGGAAAGUUGCAAAACUCCGAACGGACUCUUCACAGAGCAGGAAAACCCACGUGACUGGGGGCGAGGAGUGACGCAAUCGCAGUGUGACGUCAUCUCAUUCAACUUGUCCCAAAAAGGAGCCCACCAGGAGAAAAUGUACCAUUUUCUGUUUUCCAUCUCUUUUCCUCUCCUCCUUCGCACUCCGUCUCUUUUGGACCUUUACCUGUUUGGGGAAAGUUGUUCGGCCCAAAAUGUGGAAGGCCAAACUGAAAGAGUGCUCAUCUGUUUAAAAAGAGAGGCAGGGAGAUUCCGCUUACCACCUCCUCUCUCCUCUUCCUCCUCCUAGGGAAAGAGAGAGGGUCCAGACAUGCCUAGUGGGACCCUCUACAAACAGAAUUUGCCUUAGUUUUCCCGAGUCACAUCAUGAGCUACACUACUGGACGUUCAUAAAGUCACACUGAGUUUACACACUUGUACUGUAUGCCACUGAGGAGUGAAAGGGGAUUUUUAAAGACGCUUCACUUCUUCAUUCUUUGUCUCUCGCUCUCUGUCUGUAUAUUCUCCAUCUUCCUCUCUCACUGUAUUUCCUGUUUCUUCUCUCUCUUCCUCCCCCUCUUUCUCUCGUGUCAUUUACUGCCGACGCUCUCUCAUCUCCAUAGCUAAUUAUCUUAUUGGAAUUCCUCCUGCUACUAAUGAGACCGCUAAACUUCUGUCUCCAUGCCAAGCCUUGGGAUUGUGUGAGUGUGUGUUGUAAUUGGAGACAUAAUUUAAAGUCUCCUAGAGGGGACAUGGAGGGGGUGAGGAAGGUGUGAAGAGUCCGAAUGGAAUCCUGUCUGUCUUCUCUCUUGCGUGUCAAAGGGAGAUGGGGCCAGACAUGUAAUUUGGAGUGUGUUGUUAGUCGAAGGGGAGGGAAACUUGUGAUGUCACACCUGUCUAAGCACGUCAGGCUUCCUCAUUCGCCGCCUAGGAGGAUGGGAUAGGGGAGUUUACAGCUCUGAGUCAGGGCUGGGCUCGACGUGGGGUACUGUCUGAGGGGUAGGCAUGUGCAUACGUGUGUGUAUGUACAUGUGUGUAUGGGUACUUUUUGCACAUUUUGUUGUUACAAAGUGGGAUUCAGAUGGAUUUCAUUAUCAUUGUUGGUCAAUGAUCUACAGAAAACACUCAUGUGGAAGAAAAAUUGUAACAUUAACAAAAUACAAAAAAAUGUAACACUACGUAUUCUCACCCCUGAGACUACAUGUUAGAAAAACCUUUGGCAGUGAUUACACCUGUGAGUCUUUUUGGCUAAGUCUAUAAGCGCUUUGCACACCUGGAUUAUACAAUAUUUGCCCAUUAAAAAGUCUUCAAGCUCUGUCAAGUUGGUUGUUGAUCAUUGCUAGAAAGCCAUUUUUAUGUCUUGCCAUAUAUUUUCAAGUAGAUUUAAGUCAAAACUGUAACUAGGCCACUCAGGAACAUUCACUGUCUUCUUGGUAAGCAACACCAGUGUAGAUUUGGACUUAUGUUGUAGGUUAUUGUCCAACUGAAAGGUGAAUUUAUCUCUCAGUGUCUGUUGGAAAGAACACUGAAUCAGGUUUUGCCUGUGCUUACAGCUUAGCUGUAUUCCAUUUCUUUUUAUCCUAAACUCCCUAGUCCUUGCCAAUGACAAGCAAACCCAUAACAUGAUGCAGCCACAACCAUGCUUGAAAAUAUGGAGAUUGGUACUCAGUAAUGUGUUGUAUUAGAUUUGCCCCGAACAUAACACUUUUUGUAUUCAGGACAAAAAGUUUCUUUGCCACAUUUUUUGCAGUAUUACUUUAGUGCCUUGUUGUAAGCAGGAUGCAUGUUUUGGAAAAUAUGAAUUCUGUACAGGCUUCCUUCUUUUCACUUUGUCAUUUAGGUUAGUAUUGUGGAGUAACUACAAUGUUGUUGAUCCAUCCUCAGUUUUCUCCUAUCACAACCAUUAAACUCUGUAACUGUUUUUAAAUCACCAUUGGCCUCAUGGGGAAAUCCCUGAGCAGUUUCCUUCCUCUCCGGCAACUGACUUGGGAAGGAUGCCUGUAUCUUUGUAGUGACUGGGUGUAUUGCUAUACCAUCCAAAGCCUAAUUAAUAACUUCACCAUUCUCAAAGGGAUAUUCUGUGUCUACCAUUCGGUGCCCUUCUUUGGGAGGCAUUAAAAAACCUCCCGGGUCUUUGUAGUUGAAUCUGUGCUUAAAAUGUCCUAAUCGAUUGAGGGAACUUACAGAUAAAUGUGGGGUAAAUCGAUAGGAGUAGUCAUUCAAAAAUCAUGUUAACCACUAUUAUUGAACACAGAAUGAGCCCAUGCAAUUUAUGUGAUUUGUUAAGCACAUUUUAACUUCUGAACUUAUUUAGGCUUGCCAUGACAAAGGGGUUGAAUAUUUAUGGACUCAAAACAUUUCAGCUUUUCAUUUUUUACAUUUUCUAUUCCACUUUAACAUUAUGGGUUAUUAUGGGUUAUAUACAUCUCAAUUUAAUAACAAAAUGUGGAAAAAGUAAAGGGAUGUGAAUACUUUCUGAAGUGUGUGUGUGUGUGUGUGAGACUGCGACUGCACACACAUACUUUUGACUCAGUCACAAAGACACAAGCCAAUGAUGAAAAGCGGAGCUAGACUCUCAUCUUGCUGACACACUUGUCUUGUUGGGAUUUCCCAGUUAACCUAUUGGAUUGAGUUGCUCAAUACUGACAGCUCUGGCUGUAUCUCUAUUGCAGAGCCUUUAAAUAUCUCUAUAGCACGUGUAUACUGCCAUUCCUCAGAUCUCCAAGCCCUUGGUAGCAUGUAUCGCAACUCACCCAAAGUGAUCCUCAGCAACCAUUUAUUAUUUAUUACAAUGGGGAAGUACAGGUAACUACCACAAUAAAGGAAACACCAACAUAAAGUGUCUUAAUAGGGUGUUGGGCCACCAGAACAGCUUCAGUGCACUUUGGCAUAGAUUCUACAAGUGUCUGGAACUUUAUUGAAGGAAUGCAACACUAUUCUUAUACGUGAAAUUCCAUAAUUAGGUGUUUUGUUGAUGGUGGUGGAAAAUGCUGUCUCAGGUGCAGUUACAGAACUCCCAUAAGUGUUCUUUAAACCCCCUAUGCUUCUUUGAGACCGCUCUCUGUCUCUGAGAUUUGGUUAAUUUAGCAGACGCUCUUUUUCAGUUAUCUUAUAGCCAUGGUAGCCAAAAUAAUGAGCAACUGUGCAUUUUUCUACAUGACUCUGAGCAUGACGGGAUGUUAAUUGCUUAAUAAACUCAGGAACCACACCUGUGUGGAAGCGCCUGCUUUCGAUAUACUUUGUAUCCCUCAUUUACACACGUGUUGCCUUUAUUUUGGGAGUUACCUGUAUGUGGGACACAAUGUCUGACCCCAGUUUUCCAAUUGCAUUUCUGCUCCCCAGGUCAUCACUUAGUUCAUCCCUGGCCAUUAAAAAUCAGACCGUGAUGCUUCCAUUAAGGCUGAGGUAGUAACGAAAGGUCAGAGGUCACUAAGCAGGUCACUGGGCAUGCUCUGUACUUAGGCAGUGUGAUGAUUGACGUGUGUGUGUUUUUUGCUGUUACCAUCAACAACAACCCCAAAUGCUCCCCCAAUGUGUUCCAACAAUAGCCAAACCCUUACUGUCCUAGCCAUUGGCACUAGAUUCCGCGAAACCGAGUUCACACAAAAACACACACACAUUUGUUUGUGUUUAACACGUUACAGGGGUCUGAGAGCAGUCAGAGGGUAUCAGACACACAUGAGAGUGAUUAGUAAUUUAGAGGAAUCCAUGACUGUGUUCCCUCCAUGCUGCAUGCCCCGCGGGAUAGAGAGCGAGAUUAGGGAGGAUGAGAGUGCAUAGGCUGUCAAUGGACCUUUUCUCGGCACAAGCUCACUCGGGGGGGUGGGGGGGUUCUGCUCUAUAUUUCUACAUUUGUACUCUGAGCUUAUUUACAAAUACUGUAGUUUUCCUUCCACCACACACACACAAACACUAGUCGAUAUGCAAACAAGAGUUCUGAGAUACUUUUCCGUUCCUCUGCUGUUGGACUUUUCUCCCUUUUACUUUCUCUUGGUGAUUGCGAUCAUACUUACAGCACAGGUACAAACAGAACCAUCCAGUCAGUGGAAACGUUACUA
Oncorhynchus kisutch (coho salmon) is the source of this 5305-nucleotide messenger RNA. Its product is annotated as autophagy protein 5-like. Gene Ontology annotation, molecular function: Atg8-family ligase activity. The transcript is spliced from 8 exons. Lineage: Eukaryota; Metazoa; Chordata; Actinopteri; Salmoniformes; Salmonidae. Gene Ontology annotation, cellular component: autophagosome; phagophore assembly site membrane; mitochondria-associated endoplasmic reticulum membrane contact site. The record is from RefSeq and is a predicted model, not a curated record. Gene Ontology annotation, biological process: piecemeal microautophagy of the nucleus; autophagy of mitochondrion; protein lipidation involved in autophagosome assembly. The coding region runs from base 370 to 1197 and encodes 275 amino acids.